Phycodurus eques (leafy seadragon) is the source of this 6234-nucleotide messenger RNA. Its product is annotated as tyrosine-protein kinase fyna. Bases 254 to 1876 code for a protein of 540 amino acids. Lineage: Eukaryota; Metazoa; Chordata; Actinopteri; Syngnathiformes; Syngnathidae. The record is from RefSeq and is a predicted model, not a curated record. Gene Ontology annotation, cellular component: extrinsic component of cytoplasmic side of plasma membrane. The transcript is spliced from 12 exons. Gene Ontology annotation, molecular function: signaling receptor binding; ATP binding; non-membrane spanning protein tyrosine kinase activity. Gene Ontology annotation, biological process: T cell receptor signaling pathway; innate immune response; protein phosphorylation.
GGCGUGAUGUACGCACGGCAGCCACAGGAGCUCCCAAAUCGGCAGGGACGUACGCCGCUAUUCUCUCUCUUUCUCUCUCUCUCUCUCUCUCUUUUUCUAUCCCACCCGUUACCCCGCCUCUCGGAGAAGAAAGAAAAAAAAUACAAACAUUAACAGCGAGGUAGACAAAUAGUCACAGGCUGGAAACUCCGAUGGAUUAGUUUUAAUUCCCCCGCACACCACCACCAUCCCACCUCCUCUCCGAACCUAGAGAAUGGGCUGCGUCCAAUGUAAGGAUAAAGACGCAGCAAAACUCACCGACGAGCGCGACGCCGGCCUCUCGCACCACCCAGGCUACCGCUAUGGCGCCGACCCCACCCCGCAGCACUACCCCCCCAGCUUUGGGGUAACCACCAUCCCCAAUUACAACAACUUCCACGGCGGAGGCGGCGCUACGCAGGGGGUCACCGUCUUCGGAGGUGUACACACGUCCUCGCAGUCUGGCACGCUGCGCUCCAGAGGAGGAACAGGGGUGACGCUGUUCGUGGCUCUCUACGACUACGAAGCCCGGACCGACGAUGACCUCAGCUUCAGGAAAGGGGAGAGGUUCCAGAUCCUCAACAGCACAGAGGGCGACUGGUGGGAGGCCCGCUCCCUUACCACAGGUGGAACUGGUUACAUUCCCAGUAAUUACGUCGCUCCGGUGGACUCCAUCCAAGCCGAGGACUGGUAUUUUGGUAAACUCGGCCGGAAGGAUGCGGAGAGACAACUGCUGUCCAACGGCAACGCCAGAGGCACGUUCCUUAUCCGGGAAAGUGAGACAACCAAAGGGGCCUACUCCCUCUCCAUCCAGGACUGGGAUGACAUCAAGGGAGACCACGUCAAACACUACAAGAUUCGCAAACUGGACAGCGGCGGUUACUACAUCACCACUCGAGCCCAGUUCGAGACACUCCAGCAGCUGGUGCACCACUAUUCCGCGAGGGCGGCAGGGCUGUGCUGCCGGCUGAUCGUUCCCUGCCACAAGGGCAUGCCCCGUCUCACCGACCUGUCCGUCAAAACCAAAGACGUUUGGGAGAUCCCGCGGGAGUCGCUGCAGCUCAUCAAGCGUCUCGGCAACGGGCAGUUCGGCGAAGUCUGGAUGGGCACGUGGAACGGCACCACCAAGGUGGCGGUGAAGACCCUGAAGCCGGGCACCAUGUCGCCCGAGUCCUUCCUGGAGGAGGCUCAGAUCAUGAAAAAGCUGCGGCACGACAAGCUGGUGCAGCUGUACGCUGUGGUUUCCGAGGAGCCCAUCUACAUCGUCACCGAGUACAUGAAUAAAGGGAGUUUGCUCGACUUCCUCAAGGAUGGAGAAGGACGAGGCCUGAAACUUCCCAAUCUGGUGGACAUGGCGGCUCAGGUGGCAGCUGGCAUGGCGUACAUCGAGAGGAUGAACUACAUCCACAGAGACCUGCGCUCUGCCAACAUCCUGGUCGGAGACAGUCUGGUGUGUAAGAUUGCUGACUUUGGUCUGGCCAGGCUCAUUGAGGACAACGAGUACACAGCGAGACAAGGUGCAAAGUUUCCCAUUAAGUGGACCGCUCCCGAGGCGGCGCUGUACGGGAAGUUCACCAUCAAGUCCGACGUGUGGUCCUUCGGCAUCCUGCUGACAGAACUUGUGACUAAGGGCCGGGUGCCCUAUCCAGGUAUGAACAAUCGCGAGGUGCUGGAGCAGGUGGAACGUGGCUACCGCAUGCCAUGCCCGCAGGACUGCCCCACGUCGCUGCACGAGCUCAUGGUGCAGUGCUGGAAGAAAGACCCAGAGGAGAGGCCCACCUUCGAGUACUUGCAGGCCUUUUUGGAGGACUACUUCACUGCCACUGAGCCUCAGUACCAACCGGGGGAUAAUCUCUGAGUGUCUUUUCCUGACUGUCCAACAGAGGGAGCCAUACACCCUGCUAUCCUCUUUCUCACACCCAGGUGACUCUGUAAAGCUCAUCCAGUCCUCUUCCAAGCCUCAUCUCACGCACACACACACACACACACAAAGGCAAGAUGACUAUCAGGAAGAAGAUGGGCCUGCCAUGGAUGCAAAAACACGACGAUGAGCGGUGUAACUUGUACAUAGUGUAAAUACAAAAAAAAAAAUUGCUUGUUUACUUAUUAUUUCUAUUGGUUCCAUUCAACAUUCUACUUUUUGAUAAUUUUUGGAAACAGUUAAUCCAUGAUGCAUUGUAAGAAAGCUUGUAGGUAGGCUGAAAACAUAAGUUAAUGUGGAUAAUAUCAUAGUAAUGUAAGAUGAACAGGCCCCUGCACCUGCUUUUUAAAAAAAAAAAAAUUUAUAUGACGAAUCCUCAGAAUGAUGAGCAAAUGUUGACAACUUGCUUCACCCACAUAAGAAGGGGGCAUGCAAAAAACGCUUCACAAUUUACCAUCGCCCAUCUGUCUACGAUUCCUGCUUCCCAUUUGGCCAAAUUCCGUAGUAGGAGUAUGAGCCCUGGAAUUUGCUCAAAAUGGCUACUUCAAACCAAAAUGGUCGACUUUCUGUUCAAUUUCGGGCAUGGGUCCGUGAGACUUUUUCGCGCGUCCUGUUAUAAUAGACACGUCCACCCAAUUUUGUGUAGAUUGUUAAAACUGGUGUCCGGGGCUUUCCAGGGGGCACUACUGAGUGAGUUUUGGGGGGUCUUGUCCGAAACACCGAUAAUACAAACAUUUUCACCAACCUGCACGUGCUUGGAUAAAUUGGUAUUUUUUUCACGUUGAUGCCUGGAAACCAAAAUGGGACCUUUUAUGAUUGUAUUAAAAAAAAAUUGUAAAAUGAUUGCGUGGAAUUAAUGUACAACCCCAAUUCCAAUGAAGUUGGGACGUUGUGUUAAACCUAAAUAAAAACAGAAUACAAUGAUUUGCAAAUCAUGUUCAACCUAUAUUUCAUAUUUCAUACACUACAAAGACGAGAUAUUUAAUGUUCAAACUGGUAAACUUUAUUGUUUUUAGCAAAUAAUCAUUAACUUAGAAUUUUAUGGCUGCAAAAAAAAGCUGGGACAGGUGGCAAAAAAGACUGAGAAAGUUGAGGAAUGCUCAUCAAACACCUGUUUUGGACAUCCCACAGGUGAACAGGCUAAUUGGGAACAGGUGAGUGCCAUGUUUGCGUAUAAAAGGAGCUUCCCUGAAUUGCUCAGUCAUUCACAAGCAAAGAUGGGGCGAGGUUCACCUCUUUGUUAAAAGUGAGAGAGAAAAUAAUUGAACAUUUUAAGGACAUGUUCCUCAACGUACAAUUGCAAGGAGUUUAGUGAGUUCAUCAUCUGCGGUCCAUAAUAUCAUCAAAAGGUUCAGAGAAUCUGGAGAAAUCACUGCAUGUAAGCGGCAAGGCCGAAAACCAACAUUGAAUGCCCGUGACCUUCGAUCCCUCAGGCGGCACUGCAUCAAAAACCGACAUCAAUGUGGAAAGGAUAUCACCACAUGGGCCCAGGAAUACUUCAUAAAAUCAAUGUCAGUAAAUACAGUUCGGCGCUUCAUCCGCAAUUGCAACUUAAAACUCUACUAUGCAAAGCAAAAGCCAUUUAUCAACAACACCCAGAAACACUGCCGGCUUCUCUGGGCCCGAGCUCAUCUAAGAUGGACUGAUGAGUGUGUUCUGUGGUCCGACGCGUCCACAUUUCAAGUUGGUUUUGGAAAUUGUGGCUGUUGUGUCCUCCGGACCAAAGAGGAAAAGAACCAUCCGGACUGUUAUGGACGCAAAGUUCAAAAGCCAGCAUCUGUGAUGGUAUGGGGCUGUGUUAGUGCCAAUGGCAUGGGUAACUUAAACAUCUGUGAAGGCACCAUUCAUGCUGAAAGGUACAUACAGGUUUGGGAGAAACAUAUGCUGCCAUCCAAGCAACAUCUUUUUCCAUGGACGCCCCUGCUUAUUUUAGCAAGACAAUGCCAAACCUCAUUCUGCACGUGUUACAACAGCGUGGCUUCGUAGUAGAAGAGUGUGGGUACUAGACUGGCCUGCCUGCAGUCCAGACCUGUCUCCCAUUAAAAAUGUGUGGCGCAUUAUGAAGCGUAAAAUACGACAAUGGAGACCCGGGGCUGUUGAACAGCUGAAGCUGUACAUCAAGCAAGAAUAGGAAAGAAUUCCACCUACAAAGCUUCAACAAUUAGUGUCCUCAGUUCCCAAACGUUUAUUGAAUGUUGUUAAAAGAAAAGGUGAUGUGACACAGUGGUAAACAUGACCCUGGCCCAGCUUUUUUGGAACGAGUUGCAGCCGUAAAAUUCUAAGUUCAUGAUUAUUUGCUAAAAACAAUCAAGUUUAUCAGUUUGAACAUUAAAUAUCUUGUCUUUGUGGUGUAUUCAAUUAAAUAUAGGUCAAACAUGAUUUGCAAAUCAUUGUAUUCUAUUUAUAUUUAUGCGUAACACAACGUCCUAACUUCGUUGGAAUUGGGGUUGUAUUUUAAGUUUUGCUUUUUAUGGCGAGUCCUUAAACUUUGUCACCAUGCUCAGCCGAGACGCAAUGACGAAAAUUCCAAUUCUUAGCAAUUUUGCGUCUGUCUAGUAUACCAAAUUCUCAAUUGGAAGCAAUCAGACAAAAUCUCUCCGAGUCGUCCCACUUUGACGGACACAUGGAGACACAUUUUUUUUGUGGGUCUGUGUGAUAGACAUCCUCACCAAAUUUCAGGUUUCGAAAUCAAACUGGCUUCAGGGCCUGAAUUUUCAAAAUCUCAAUGACAAGUCUGUCUUUGAGGGACCCCUGGAAAUGGCCAAAAUUACCGUAAAAUGGCCACUUUGACCCAAAAUGGUGGACUCCCUGUGACUUUUCAGGCAUGGAUUCUUCAGACUUUUUCGGACAUACCUGCCAAAUUUCAUAUUGAUAAGUGAAAUUGGCUUCAGGGACUGAAUUUCCAAAAUCUCUCGGGUCGAUUUGUAUUUGAAUGACCACUGAAAAAGACUAAAAUUACCCUAACGUGUUCGCUUUGAGCCAAAACAGCAGACUCCCUGUGUCUCUUUAGCAAUGGCUUCUCGAAACUUUUAUGUUGGUCUACUCAUGCCAGACACGCCUACCAAAUUACAUGUUGUUAAGUGAAACCGGCUUUGGAGGCUGAAUUUUCGCAAUCUCUUGGACAAGUCUGUCUUUGAAGGAAUCCUGGAGGCGGCCAAAAUGACACUAAUAUGGCUGCUUUCAGCCAAAAUGGCAGACUUCCUGUGUCUUUUUUUUGUGGGUCUACUCAUGAUAAAAAUGCCUACCAAAUGUCAUGUUGCUAAAUGGAACAGGGUUUGGGGCCUGAAUUUUCUUUGUGUUAUUUUCUACUACUACUCAGUUAAUUCAAUAUGGACUCUACUAUCACUACUGCUCCUCCUCCUUUUCUCAAGGAACGCUGAUGUACUAUAACACCUGUUCUUGCCUUUUUCCUCUUUAGUAAGACUCUUCUAUUGUAAGGCAGGGUUUCCCAAACUGGAUACGUACAUAAACCUGAGAAUUUUCAACGAUAAACAGGAAUCAUAGACAUGGUGUGCCUGCUUUGAUGAUCAAUGACUGUCCCCCCGAUGCAUUUUGUGCCCCCUACAUCACAAGUUUGGGAAACUCUGCUGUAAGGGAAUGCCUUCUACUAAUUGCCUAGUGAAAACUCUUCCGCCCUGCACCGACACAGAGUGCAAAUGCAAGCACUUGAGUGGCAAUGCAAGCAAAAAAAGAAAAAACUGCCACUCAAAGAAUGCCAAACAUGCGUUCGAGACCAAACAUGUUUACAUCCUUUCAGAGCGUCUUGUGUGUCGAUGCCCGCAGCGCUUGGGAGCGUUCCCAUGCCAACCCUUCGCCUGCGUGUCUUUUUAAGUUGCAUUUUCUGUCACUAUAAUUUAUUGUCUCUGUCUUACUUACUUGUACAUGGUUUGAAAUUAAAAAAAAAAAAAAAAAAAAAAAAAAAGAAACAGCCUUGGCAUCUACCAGCCGGUGCGUCGUCUUCUUCUGCUGCAAAAAAAUGUUAGCAGUGUGUGGUUAAAGCCAUUUCGUUUUCUUCCCCCGUGUGCUGCACGUCAGUCACUCAAAAGCCAACAUGACUGAACUGAACGCAGCCUGUAUGCAAAUCACCUACAGCGUGUACGCCAAUCGCAAGAAGACGGACAGAUAACUUUGACAGUAAUUGCUUGUCAUGACUGUAGUGUUGAUCUAAUGACUAUAUUAGUUGUUUGUACCCCAAAAAAACAGGAGCCCUGUGGGGCCAUAAGAGCUUUUAAAAAGCAAAAAGAAGCUUUGCGGGUCUAUAGGUUUUGGAGGAAAAGCGCAAAAAAUGUUUUGUA